Molecule: messenger RNA, 508 nt
Organism: Vollenhovia emeryi
Lineage: Eukaryota; Metazoa; Arthropoda; Insecta; Hymenoptera; Formicidae
Exons: 1
Coding region: 25-243 (72 amino acids)
Source: RefSeq, a predicted model, not a curated record
UAAGCCGAAAAAAAGUUGCUUAACAUGUACGGGAAGGAAGAUAGCUUGAGCAUGGAGGCUCAACCGGGGAGCAGUAAAAAUUACAAUUUAAGACUUAUCGACAUCCUCUACAGUCAAGUCCCGGCCUUCACCGACGUGUUUGACGAAGAGACCUGGUACGUCUUUGUCAUUUGCUUCGUAGCGGGUACCUUCCUCGUGGCAUUUAUCCUCUCGAGGUUUAUAACUAUAAGACCCGUCGAGUGAGAAUGCGCGUAGCGAAUUCAGUUCGCGAGACGUCCCGUACACUUGCUCGUCUAAGUACACUUCUGCGCGCUUAAUGUUGUCGUGUACCGUCAUUAAUUUUUUUACGCGCGUCGCAACCAUGCAAGCUUCACGGCGUCAAAACUCACGCGAUGAUGAGUGACAGAAUUCUGCGUUCCUCACUACUGCACGAAGAGACAUACGACGUCGUCAAUGUAAUGUGUCACAAAUGGUUCGUGCUGAUAAUAAAAUGUUAUUAAAAAACUAA